AUGGCGUCUCCCAGGGGCGGCGGUUGGUCGGGCUCGGCGCGGCGCCGGCCGCCGCCUGGCGCCGAAGCCGCUGAGGCGGAGGGCGCGGAGCCCGCCGGCGCCGAGGGCCUGUACGUGGCCGUGGAGCGCUGCCCGCUGUGCAACACGGCGCGCCGCCGCCUGACGUGCGCCAAGUGCGUCCGCGACGGCGACUUCGUCUUCUUCGACGGCCGCGACUCGGAGCGGUUUUCUGAAAAGAAGGAGAGAUUAAAGCACCUUAGAAACAAACAACAUGAGUUCCAGUCCCAGUUGUUAAAAGCUAUGGAGGGGAAGAAGAUAACUGACCAGCUGAGAUGGAAAAUCAUGUCUUGCAAGAUGCGGAUCGAGCAGCUGAAGCAGACAAUCUGCAAAGAAAAUGAAGAAAUGUCAAAAAACGCCGAGUGGCUGCUCAGAAUGAAGGACGAGAACCAGAAGCUCUACCGCAGGGCCCAGCGCCACCAGGAGAAGGAGGAGAAGAUCCAGCGGCACAACCGCAGACUUGGCGAGCUGGUGGAGAAGAAGGCCCACGACUUGAGGAACCAGCGCGAGCACCUGGCAAACCUCCGGCGGGCGCACGUCCUGGAACUCACCUCUGUCAUCUUCCCGAUUGAGGAGGUCAAGAUCGACACGAGGGACCCCGCGGACGCCGGGGCCUCCGAGAGCGACAGUGCCAUGACGUCGAGCACCGUGAGCAAGCUUGCGGAGGCCAGGCGGACCACCUACCUGUCCGGGCGAUGGGUGUGCGACGACCACAACGGAGACACCAGCAUCGGCAUCGCUGGGCCUUGGAUAACCCUCCCCAACAACGGAGAUUAUUCCGCCUACUACAACUGGGUGGAAGAGAAGAAAACCACUCAAGGACCAGACAUGGAGCACAACAACCCUGCAUACACCAUCAGUGCAGCGCUGUGCUAUGCAACUCAGCUCGUCAGCAUCUUGGCACACAUACUCGACGUGAACCUGCCCAAGAAGCUGAGCAACAGUGAGUUCUGUGGAGAAAAUCUCAGCAGGCGGAAAUUCACCUGGGCAGUGAAAAAGCUGAACGCCAACAUCCUUUACCUUUGCUUUUCUCAGCACGUAAACUUAGAUCUCCUGCACCCUCUGCAUACACUCAGGAACCUGAUGUACCUGGUCAGCCCAGAGACAGAGCAUUUGGGAAGGUCUGGGCCGUUUGAGGUCAGCGCCGAUCUGGAAGACUCCAUGGAGUUUGUGGAUCCGAGCGGCGCCAGCGAGACGGACGAGAGCGGGGACGAGCACCUCAGCGACGAAGAGACGGACCUCGGGACGGACUGGGAGAACCUGCCCAGCCCUCGCUUCUGCGACAUCCCCUCGCAGACGGCGGAGAUGCUGCAGAGCCAGGGCGGGCAGGCCUCCCACCCGGCCGCCAGCAGCAGCGCCGGGGGCAUGAUCUCCUCCGCAGCGGCCUCCGUGACCUCGUGGCUCAAGGCGUACACCGGGCACCGCUGAGGUGUGGCCGGACCUUCUGCGGGACCCCCCACCACAGCGGCGGCGGGCGCAACCCGCCCAGUUCCGUAGUGCCUGGAACGGGAAGGGUCGGACUUCUGGUUGCGCCUGCCCCCGGUGCUUCGGGCUGGCACCAGCCGUGUUGGCUAAGGGCCGGCUGCUGCGCUUUUCAAAGCCUGCCGUGGAACUGGCACCCAUGCCUCCCGCGUGGAGGAGCAGGCCAAAGCACGGCGAGAGAACGAGAACCGUGAAAGGAAGCCAUCCGGCCCACGCGCUCAGCCCACGCCGGUCAGUCAUUUUCUCACAGGGUUCUGGGGUCUCUUCGUCUUGCCCUGUUGCUCCUCACAAAACGCACCGGUCUGUCGGAUGGCACAAAUGCACAUUUCAAGAGCCUUCUGUCGGUGCGCAAACGGUGCAUCUUACGUGUUUUCAGAUCUCUGUUGCCGUAAUUUUAGUGUGCAGAAUCAUGGUUCUUCAAUCUCAGCGGAUCUUAUUUUAUUUUCAUUUUUUACUUUUUAGAGAAAACGGGAUUCUCGCGUGGGCACACUGUGUGCUUUCAGGCGUAGAUUGCUCGGGAUGUUUUCCGUGCCAGGCCGCGCUGGCUUCCCACGCUCUUUGUUCUGGCUCUCAGACACCAAAGGAAGGCCGGACUAUAAGAUCUUGCCGAUACGGAGCAGUCGCUCAGCCCUCCCAGCAUUUGUCCUUUUCGCGAAUCCCCUCUCGCAAGAAGAGAAGGCACGCCUCUUUUGCACUUCAGCUGUGUACUUUACCUGUCCCAUGUGCUUCUGGACGGCUGGUGCAUCUGGGGCAGGGGAGCAAGGCUUGUCCCCCCCCCCAUUUAAUUCCCAAGGAACCCUCCCCCUCCUCUACUCAGUUUGGCCUCUUGGAUGGCACACGGUUCACCCAGGAAGUCAGGCAGGCAGGGCUGCUCCAGCGAGUGACUCGCCUGCCAGGAUCACAGUCCCGCCUGCUUGGCCCACCCUCCUCUGGAAGCCCUCGCUUCAGCUUCCGUUUUUGGUCGGUUCAAACACUUGCCAAGCUGCCCAGUUGGUUCAUAGGAUGGGCAGGCCAGCGGGCAGCGCCAGGCUGAGGCCUCCGUGCAGGCGGGCAGCCUCCGGUCGCCCCUUCCAGUCACGGCAGCGGCGCUCCUGUAAGUCGGGCUUCGGGGUGCCUGUGCCCCCUGCAUUGUGGGCAUGUUCAUCCCCGCAGAGCUGCUGAGCUGGGGCAGCAGGGGCCAGUCUCCCGCGUCCGGAGGAAGCACCCUCCACGUUGCACGCCAGUUCGCGUCCUUCCCCAGUCUGCUGUUCUCCAGGUGUACUGCACUGCCGUACCCACAAUUCCACAGCUGGCUGUGGGCUUACGGGGCUGGUAGUGAAGCUCGCCUGAAGGGCACCGGCUGGAGAAAGGCUUGGCACUAGCAGGGCAGCCCGUCCGUGCUCCUUCGUGAUGACCCUGGCUCUCUCCACUCUUCCCCUGUUGCCGCCGCCCCGGCUCCGGUUGACCCCCCCGCCAUUGGCCAGAAGCAUUGGCCACGCAUCCUGGCAGCACACGUCUCAGAUGCUCUUUCGCCUCAGUGCCAACUGAAGUUGGGCUUGCGGUGCUCUCAGGCCGCGUAUCCUUUCUGCGGAGGAGCCCUGCCCCCCGCCUCGCCAAAACUCGGGCAAGCACGGCUCCCCCACUGCGGAGAGUCCCGCAUGGGGCCAUCCUCGCAGGGUGGGUGUGAUGCACGCCUGUGGCUUGCCGUUGGAAUUGGCGCUGGACCAGUCGGUUCUGCAGCGCCCUCGGUAGGCUGUCCCACUUGGCCCGGCAGGAGUGCAGGAGGGGUCCCUAAGGUCUAAGCAACUAGGCCUGGCCAGGGCCAAACAGAGCCCUUCAGGGCUGGGCGAGGCCUCAGCUCCAUCCAUUUCUGUUCUGAAACCAAAGAUCCCCCUUGUUCAGUGUUCUGUAAAGCCCACUGGGCCAGAUUUCUCAGCCCAGGGACGAAUCCGGGAGAAUAUCGAUACCGGUCCAGCCUGCAUCGCUGCAGGCACCGGAGAGGCUGCGUUGAGCUGCGAGAGUGGAGGUCAAGGGGGGGGGGCAGGGUGCCUGGCCCGGGAUUUUGUCCUGGAGGGCGUUGUCAUGGGAAGGAAGGUUCUUCGAAGAAACGCACUUUAUGAGUCGCGGAGGACAUGGGCUGCUUUAUGUCGGGGCUCAUACUGCUAGAGGAGCAGAAUCGCGUUCCUCCACGCCAGCCCCUUCCCCAUGUAAAUAUUUUUGUGUGUGUCUUUCUCCCCAUUUUUGUUGUGUAUGUACAAACCUUUCUGCUGCUUAUUUAUGGUUUGGUUUAAAAAGAAGGAAAGAAAUCCUAAUACACACACUAAGAAACCGUUUUCCCUACAACCCCGGUAAACUGCGGCAAAUGCAUGGAAAUGCUGAUGAAGCCGCGAGUCCUUUUCCGUUGUCCUCGUCUUAAGACGGCACCUUCUUUCUGCAGUAGCAUAGCAUCCGCUCCGUCAGCCAAGGGAGUCACGUCCCCCGGACUGUGUUAGGAUAGGGUGUCACAUCCUUUCAAGAGGAUCCUUUUGUAAUGCCUUUUUUGGUUUAUUUUUAAACAAAAGAAAUGUUUUUACACACAUACAGCUAUCUAGAGGAAUUGGGAGUGCGUGCGUGCGUGUGUGCGUGCAUCCAAAACCUAGUGCAAUUGAGAAAAGUUGAUUGUUUUGCUUAAUAUGGCAGAGAAUGCAGCCAGUUGUGCAUUUUGCGGGAACCCUGGCUGGGAUCUCUGGCAGCAGGAUGGCACGUUUACAGCCAGGAGUCUCAGAUGCCCAGCGAAGAGAUCUUGGUCCCACAGUGCCACUCUCAGAUUAAUAGGGUUCUGAGUAAACACAGGUAUGUGGUUUUUUUAAAAAAUAAUUAUUGUAUUACUGCAAUAAACCUUUAACAGGAGUUUUUGUAA
Molecule: messenger RNA, 4417 nt
Organism: Varanus komodoensis (Komodo dragon)
Lineage: Eukaryota; Metazoa; Chordata; Lepidosauria; Squamata; Varanidae
Gene: ATG14
Product: autophagy related 14
Exons: 10
Coding region: 1-1485 (494 amino acids)
Biological process (GO): cellular response to starvation; autophagosome assembly; mitophagy
Cellular component (GO): autophagosome; extrinsic component of omegasome membrane; extrinsic component of phagophore assembly site membrane
Source: RefSeq, a predicted model, not a curated record